Molecule: messenger RNA, 1003 nt
Organism: Physella acuta
Lineage: Eukaryota; Metazoa; Mollusca; Gastropoda; Physidae
Source: RefSeq, a predicted model, not a curated record
AGCGAAUAAGCAAACAUGGCUCUGAUUACGGUAGUAUUAGCAUUCCUUGGUGUCAGGUCCAUAUCAGCACAAGCACUACAUAAAUCAAUAGUACCAAAAAUAAUAAAGCUAGGUUCAGAAGUUACUGUUUUCUGUGAUUCUGAUCUUGCCGGUGUCCUUGAAAAUGGCAGCCCUGAAGGCAUUUUUGCGUUGGAGCUGAGUUGGAAUAAAAAAUUCAUUUACUCGUUCAGUACAGCGUCUGGUACUGUCAGAACAAUUGGUGUAAACACUCACUGGCGAACUAGGGUUUCUGGACACUAUCCCAGGAACAGUCGUCAUCUUUUCGAUAGGGACACAUUCAGGCUGGAAAUCGAUAUGAUAAAUAUCACCACCGAUUACCAAGGCGAGUUUUGCUGCUCUAGCUACAUCAGCAAGAACGGAAAAAUAAGACGGCCCGCCAUAAAACGUUGUAAGGACUUUAUAGUUUCACAUCACUCUAUAGUCGAAGAAAGCUUAGUCGCACAAGAUCAAACUAUAAAAAUGAUUCAAUGUACCGCUGAUCUCGCGGGAGUUCCAGAUACGGCAACAGAGAUAGACAGAAUGGAGUUGUUCUGGCAAAAUCAAGAUUUCGAUCCAAACUAUUUUAUGUAUACAUUAACUACAUAUUGGUAUUCCCAUCGGAACCCAGACGUAGGUCUAAUCAAACCUGUUGAAAAAAUUCACUGGCGCCCGAUUCGAUUUCAUGAAGACGUGAAGCCCAACAAGAGAAUGAUCAAAAAUUUAACAAAGCUUGCUAUAAAAAUCAAUGGCCUACAAGCCCAAGACGCUGGCUGGUACUGUUGCAGUGUAAAUUACUUUGACAAAGCUGAUGUCAAUCAUUUAGCAUACAGUUGUCAUUAUUUAUCAGCUUCACGUAUUCAAGCCAUAAUACACUCCAGAAACAGGAGCUCAAUCAAGACAGUUACCGAGAAUCUAAUCUUUGGGUUGCUGAUUUUUUCAUGGAUUCAGCUACACAUUUAUAGGG